AUACUGUGCACUGCUAGGGAAGAGAGAGCGACAAGAGGGGGCGAGAGACAAGAGUUUGAGCAGAGGGCAGGACAUCUCCAUCUCUCCCGGAUUCUUAUCAACAGAGACGUGGAUGACUCAUAUGAAGUGCAACUCUUCUGAAACACUGGGGUUGUUGGUGUGGCCAAAUUUUCCCUGGAUUUGAUUGGUAAAUUCAGAAGACUGAAGCCCAGGCUCACAGUCUACCUUUCACGGAGGCCCAGCCGUGAGAGGACAGAAGAAGGCACGUGGCGAAUCAUGACUGCCGACAAAGAGAAGGACAAGGAGAGGGAGCGCGACCGGGACCGGGACAGAGACCGCGAGAAGCGGGACAAAACACGAGAGAGCGAGAGCUCACGGCCCCGGCGUAGUUGCACGCUGGAGGGCGGUGCUAAGAACUAUGCAGAGAGCGAACACAGUGAGGACGACGACAACGAGACGCCUGGGGCCGCCACGGCAGAGGAGGCCACCAAGAAAAGCAAGAAGAAGCUGCCCAAGAAAAAAUCGCGUUAUGAGCGAACGGAGAACGGCGAGAUCACUUCCUUUAUUACGGAGGACGACAUUGUUUACAGACCUGGCGAUUGUGUGUACAUAGAGAGCCGACGGCCGAACACGCCCUACUUCAUCUGUAGCAUUCAGGACUUCAAGCUGAGUAAACGGGACCAUCUGUUAAUGAAUGUGAAAUGGUAUUACCGCCAGUCUGAGGUACCUGACUCCGUCUACCAGCACCUGGUGCAGGACCGCAACAAUGAGAACGACUCUGGUCGUGAGCUGGUUAUUACUGAUCCCGUGGUUAAGAGCAGAGAGCUUUUCAUCUCAGACUAUGUGGACACUUAUCAUGCUGCUGCCCUCAGGGGGAAAUGUAACAUUUCACACUUUUCUGACAUAUUCGCUGCCAGGGAGUUCAAAGCACGAAUCGACUCUUUCUUCUACAUCUUAGGAUAUAACCCAGAAACCAGGCGAUUAAACAGUACACAAGGGGAGAUUCGAGUCGGUCCUAGUCACCAGGCCAAGCUGCCAGAGCUCCAGCCCUUUCCCUCUCCUGGAGGUCAGACAGUGACAGAGAAUGAAGAGCUGGUCUGGAUGCCUGGGGUCAAUGACUGUGACCUGCUCAUGUACCUGCGGGCAGCCAGGAGUAUGGCAGCAUUUGCAGGCAUGUGUGAUGGGGGGUCAACAGAGGACGGCUGUCUCGCCGCCUCACGAGACGACACUACACUUAACGCAUUAAACACUCUUCAUGAGAGCAGCUAUGAUGCCGGGAAAGCCCUGCAGCGGUUGGUGAAGAAACCAGUGCCCAAGCUGAUUGAGAAGUGCUGGUCAGAGGAUGAAGUGAAACGAUUCAUAAAGGGUUUAAGGCAGUACGGGAAGAACUUUUUUAGGAUUCGGAAAGAAUUGCUCCCUAACAAGGAGACGGGGGAGCUGAUCACCUUUUACUAUUAUUGGAAGAAGACCCCAGAGGCUGCUAGUUGCAGAGCCCACCGCAGGCACCGCAGACAACCCGUCUUCCGCCGGAUCAAGACCCGCACCGCCUCCACCCCCGUCAACACUCCUUCCCGCCCACCUUCCAGCGAGUUCUUGGACUUGAGUUCAGCCAGUGAAGAUGACUUUGACAGUGAAGACAGCGAGCAGGAACUGAAGGGCUACGCCUGCCGCCACUGUUUCACUACCACCUCCAAGGACUGGCACCACGGGGGUCGCGAGAACAUCCUGCUGUGCACCGACUGCCGGAUCCAUUUUAAGAAGUACGGCGAACUACCUCCCAUUGAGAAGCCUGUAGACCCGCCACCGUUUAUGUUCAAACCUGUCAAAGAGGAAGACGAUGGACUCAGUGGGAAGCAUAGCAUGAGGACUCGACGGAACCGCGGCUCAAUGUCAACGCUACGAAGUGGCCGCAAGAAGCAAACCGCCAGUCCAGAUGGCAGAGCCUCACCAACCAAUGAGGAUCUGCGCUCCAGCGGGCGCACCUCACCCAGUGCAGCCAGCACCUCCAGCACUGACAGCAAGACUGACUCGAUGAAGAAACCCAGCAAGAAGACGAAGGAAGAGGCGCCAUCGCCUAUGAAGAGUGCCAAACGUCAGAGAGAGAAAGGAGCCUCGGACACAGAGGAGUCUGAGAGGGCAAGCGCCAAGAAAUCUAAAACGCAGGAACUUCGGCCGGACUCGCCCUCAGAGUGUGAGGGAGAGGGAGAGGGUGAGAGCUCGGACGGUCGCAGUGUGAAUGACGAGGGCAGCAGCGAUCCCAAGGAUAUUGACCAGGACAACCGCAGCUCUUCUCCCAGCAUCCCCAGCCCACGCGACAACGAGAGCGACUCGGACUCCUCGGCGCAGCAGCAGAUCCUCCAGGGUCAGCACCCUCCGGUCAUCCAGUGCCAGACAGGGGCUUUACCCACGGCUCCUCCUUCCGCAGCGGCAGCCUCCACACCACCCACCUCAGGCACGCCUUCGCUGUCAUCCCAACCGUCCCCCUCCAUCCCCCCCACCUCCAUGCCUCCUCAGCAGACACCUCCAGCAGGUCCGCUGUCUCUCAUCCAGUCAGGGGCGCAGAGGCUGCCCUCACCGCAUUCCCCACUGCAGGGCAUGACUCAGCCUCCUCCAGCUUCUCAGACUGGCCCUCAGUCCCUGCAGCCUCCACUACACGGCCCAAUGCCGCCCAUGGGCCACCCUCUGCAGGCGGGGCCAUCACACAUGCCUCACCCUCAUGCUUUACCUGCUCAGUCCUUCCCUAUUGGUCAGUCUCAGGUCCCCCCUUCACCUCUCUCGGGCCAGUCCCAAGCUGCCUCCCUGUCUCAACAACAGCGACCUCACACCCCUCCAUCCCAGUCGCAGUCCUCCUCACAGAGCGGCAGCCAGCCUCCCAGAGAGCAGCCUCUCCCACCAGCACCAUUGCCUAUGCCCCACAUCAAACCUCCACCUACCACCCCUAUCCCACAAAUGCCAAACCCUCAGUCACACAAGCAUCCCAGCCACCCCCCAUUCCCGCAGAUGCCUUCCAACCUGCCCCCGCCACCCGCCUUGAAGCCCCUCAGCUCCCUAUCCACACAUCACCCUCCCUCCGCCCAUCCGCCGCCCCUUCAGCUCAUGUCUCAAAACCAGCAGCUACAGCCUCCACCAGUGCAACCUCCAGUACUCACCCAGUCCCAAAACCUUCCGGCGACAGGAAGUCAAGCACCCCCGCCGGCUCCUCCGCUCCCUUCCUCUUCCUCUGCUUCACACUCGGCGCCUUCUCAGCCACCCUUCCCUCCUCAUUCUUUCAUGCCAGGCAGCUCGCCCGUCCUGUCACCGUCUACCGUUCCUUCUUCUGUGGCGAACUCAAUGGCUAUGCUGCAGCAGCCACCCUCCUCCAUAUCCAUGCCCCUGCCUGCAACGGUCAGUGCGCCUUGCCCGGGACCCUCCACUGUGCCACCUGUACAGAUUAAAGAAGAGCCACUGGAUGAGGCAGAGGAGCCAGAGAGUCCUCCACCACCACAGAGGAGCCCUUCACCUCCACCCACCAUCGUCAACACUCCCAGUCACGCCAGCCAGUCUGCACGGUUCUAUAAGCAUCUGGACAGAGGUUACAACACAUGUGCCAGAACAGACUUCUACUUCACACCACUGGCCUCAUCGAAACUGGCAAAAAAGCGAGAGGAGGCGCUGGAGAAAGCCAAGAGAGAAGCAGAGCAGAAAGCAAGAGAAGAAAAAGAAAAGGAGAGGGAACGAGAAAAAGAAAGAGAACGGGCGGAGAGAGAGAAAGAGGCUGAGAGAGCUGCUAAAGCUUCCAGUUCUUCCCAUGAGGGUCGCAUGGGUGAACCCCCGAUGGCGGGAUCGGCUCAUAUGCGGACCUCUUUUGAUCCACCACCCACCACCAUUGCCACCGCCCCUUACAUCGGCCCUGACACACCUGCCCUGCGCACGCUCAGCGAAUACGCUCGACCCCACGUCAUGUCCCCCACCAACCGCAACCAUCCCUUCUUCGUUUCACUCAACCCCACAGACCCACUCCUGGCCUACCACAUGCCCGGUCUGUACAACGCAGACCCCGGCAUGCGUGAGCGUGAGCUGCGGGAGCGAGAGAUACGGGAGAGGGAGAUCCGAGAGAGGGAGCUGAGAAUGGAGAGGAUGAAGCCAGGCUUUGAGGUCAAACCUCCAGAAUUGGACAGUCUGCAUCCUUCCGCCAACCCCAUGGAGCACUUUGCACGGCACGGGCCUAUUGGUCUCCCACCCAUGGCUGGCCCUCAUCCGUUUGCCUCCUUCCACCCGGGCCUGAAUCCACUGGAGCGGGAACGGCUGGCGCUGGCUGGGCCACAGCUACGUCCUGAGAUGUCCUACCCUGAGAGGCUACAUGUUGAGAGGAUGGCUUCUGUAGCAAACGACCCCAUUGCACGGCUGCAGAUGUUCAACGUGACGCCACACCACCAUCAGCACUCGCACAUCCAUUCACACCUACACCUGCACCAACAGGACCCUCUGCACCAAGGUGAGAGACCUUUCACACUACUGUUGUGUGCUGGAUAGUUGUAUUAGGCCCAC
Megalobrama amblycephala (Wuchang bream) is the source of this 4527-nucleotide messenger RNA. RefSeq names its product arginine-glutamic acid dipeptide repeats protein-like. Gene Ontology annotation, cellular component: nucleus. Gene Ontology annotation, biological process: regulation of DNA-templated transcription. Lineage: Eukaryota; Metazoa; Chordata; Actinopteri; Cypriniformes; Xenocyprididae. The record is from RefSeq and is a predicted model, not a curated record. Gene Ontology annotation, molecular function: transcription corepressor activity; sequence-specific DNA binding; chromatin binding.